This is a messenger RNA of Triticum dicoccoides, 2249 nucleotides long. Its product is annotated as granule-bound starch synthase 1, chloroplastic/amyloplastic. The record is from RefSeq and is a predicted model, not a curated record. The transcript has 12 exons. Gene Ontology annotation, molecular function: alpha-1,4-glucan glucosyltransferase (UDP-glucose donor) activity. Bases 154 to 1968 code for a protein of 604 amino acids. Lineage: Eukaryota; Viridiplantae; Streptophyta; Magnoliopsida; Poales; Poaceae.
CUCUCCCAGUGAAGAAGAACAACAACAACAAGGACACUCACUCGCCAGUGCCCGGCGACUGUGAGUGCGCACGCCGUCCGCCCGUCCGUCCAGGAAGAAGAAGAGAUCGGACCAGUCGUCUCUCGCUGCAGGUAGCCACACCCUGUGCGCGCGAUGGCGGCUCUGGUCACGUCCCAGCUCGCCACCUCCGGCACCGUCCUCGGCAUCACCGACAGGUUCCGGCGUGCAGGUUUCCAGGGCGUGAGGCCCCGGAACCCGGCGGAUGCGGCCCUCGUCAUGAGGACUAUCGGAGCGAGCGCCGCCCCGAAGCAAAGCCGGAAAGCGCACCGCGGGAGCCGGCGGUGCCUCUCCAUGGUGGUGCGCGCCACGGGCAGCGGCGGCAUGAACCUCGUGUUCGUCGGCGCCGAGAUGGCGCCCUGGAGCAAGACCGGCGGCCUCGGCGACGUCCUCGGAGGCCUCCCCCCAGCCAUGGCCGCCAACGGUCACCGGGUCAUGGUCAUCUCCCCGCGCUACGACCAGUACAAGGACGCCUGGGACACCAGCGUCGUCUCCGAGAUCAAGGUCGCGGACGAGUACGAGAGGGUGAGGUACUUCCACUGCUACAAGCGCGGGGUGGACCGCGUGUUCGUCGACCACCCGUGCUUCCUGGAGAAGGUCCGGGGCAAGACCAAGGAGAAGAUCUACGGGCCCGACGCCGGCACCGACUACGAGGACAACCAGCUACGCUUCAGCCUGCUCUGCCAGGCAGCGCUGGAAGCACCCAGGAUCCUGGACCUCAACAACAACCCAUACUUUUCUGGACCCUACGGGGAGGACGUGGUGUUCGUGUGCAACGACUGGCACACGGGCCUUCUGGCCUGCUACCUCAAGAGCAACUACCAGUCCAAUGGCAUCUAUAUGACGGCCAAGGUGGCGUUCUGCAUCCACAACAUCUCGUACCAGGGCCGCUUCUCCUUCGACGACUUCGCGCAGCUCAACCUGCCCGACAGGUUCAAGUCGUCCUUCGACUUCAUCGACGGCUACGACAAGCCGGUGGAGGGGCGCAAGAUCAACUGGAUGAAGGCCGGGAUCCUGCAGGCCGACAAGGUGCUGACGGUGAGCCCCUACUACGCUGAGGAGCUCAUCUCCGGCGAAGCCAGGGGCUGCGAGCUCGACAACAUCAUGCGCCUCACGGGCAUCACCGGCAUCGUCAACGGCAUGGACGUCAGCGAGUGGGACCCCACCAAGGACAAGUUCCUCGCCGUCAACUACGACGUCACCACCGCGUUGGAGGGGAAGGCGCUGAACAAGGAGGCGCUGCAGGCCGAGGUGGGGCUGCCGGUGGACCGGAAGGUGCCCCUGGUGGCGUUCAUCGGCAGGCUGGAGGAGCAGAAGGGCCCCGACGUGAUGAUCGCCGCCAUCCCGGAGAUCUUGAAGGAGGAGGACGUCCAGAUCGUUCUCCUGGGCACCGGGAAGAAGAAGUUUGAGCGGCUGCUCAAGAGCGUGGAGGAGAAGUUCCCGAACAAGGUGAGGGCCGUGGUCAGGUUCAACGCGCCGCUGGCUCACCAGAUGAUGGCUGGCGCCGACGUGCUCGCCGUCACCAGCCGUUUCGAGCCCUGUGGCCUCAUCCAGCUCCAGGGGAUGCGCUACGGAACGCCGUGCGCGUGCGCGUCCACCGGCGGGCUCGUCGACACUAUCGUGGAGGGCAAGACCGGGUUCCACAUGGGCCGCCUCAGCGUCGACUGUAAUGUGGUGGAACCGGCCGACGUGAAGAAGGUGGUGACCACCCUGAAGCGCGCCGUCAAGGUCGUCGGCACGCCUGCGUACCAUGGGAUGGUCAAGAACUGCAUGAUACAGGAUCUCUCCUGGAAGGGGCCUGCCAAGAACUGGGAGGACGUGCUUUUGGAACUGGGUGUCGAGGGGAGCGAGCCGGGGGUCAUCGGCGAGGAGAUUGCGCCGCUCGCCAUGGAGAACGUCGCCGCUCCCUGAAGAGAGAAAGAAAAGGAAGUUCGGGUGCAUGGAGCAUCCAUCCAGUCUGCAGGGUUCUAGUAUGGGGAGAUAGCCGCUUGUUGUAGUGAAGAAGGGCCGAUAUAUAUGUAAUAUAUAGACUAAUAAGUAUUUUAACUUUUGUUGUGCCGCUUGCCUCUUUACAAACCAAAAAAAAAAGGUAAGAAGUUAGGGGUUGUGCUUGUGACAAAGUGUGUAUUUCAAUUUGGUGUGGUAUAUUGCAAAUAAGCAAAGGAUUUGUUAUGUAUUUUUGCUAUUGCUUC